Penicillium cataractarum is the source of this 1881-nucleotide messenger RNA. Its product is annotated as shugoshin family protein. Bases 1 to 1881 code for a protein of 626 amino acids. Gene Ontology annotation, biological process: meiotic chromosome segregation. The transcript is spliced from 4 exons. Gene Ontology annotation, cellular component: nucleus; chromosome, centromeric region. NCBI's taxonomy places the organism in Eukaryota, Fungi, Ascomycota, Eurotiomycetes, Eurotiales, Aspergillaceae. The record is from RefSeq and is a predicted model, not a curated record.
AUGGCCAGGCUAAACGACUUUGCUGCUCCGGCAGAGUCUGUCGAGGCUUUGAAACGGCGAUUCGUACGACAAAACCGUGACAUCGUGCGGGUGAAUUCCAUGCAAUCCCUUCGCAUCCGCAGCUUGGAAUCGGAAGUCUCGCACCUUUUGGCCGAAAAUGUAUCUCUGCGUGAACAGAUCAUCAACCUCACUCAGGAGAACGAACGAUUCGAGUCCGCCAAAAUGCUCCACGAGGGGGUCUACGACAUCAAGUCCCGUCUGGAUACGAAAUUGGCUGAGUUGAGUAGCUUGGCUUCGGAGCUUGGAAUGUUGCCUCGCAAAGUAGGCAAAUCAGCUGGGGAUAAGACGGGAACAGACUCCGACCGGGCCAGAGCGACCGCAGAGUCAAAGCAUCGAGCCACGGAUUCGGAGUUCAAUGCAGGCCCCGAGGAUGGAAGGCUUCCAGCAAUCGUGGAAGACAAAUACUACCCCCGAAGAACCCUCGAACAACAAGAAAUUCAGAACCUCGUCCACGCCGAGUCUAGCUUGGAAUCCCCACAGAAUGAUCGUUCAACGCGCGAAGAUCAAGAUCCGAUCAUGGAAAGCCCAAUGCCCGAGCUGAAUGAUAUGCCAUCGGAAAGUCGCAUAGACAACAGUCCCUCCCAGGACGAAGCCGCCCUACCACCAACGCUCGAGACUCGGAAGAAGAAAAAGAAGACCGACUCGGCAACUCAUACAUAUAAACCAUCAUCCCAAAAUGAUCAACCACCCACAACGAAUCAACCCCGAGAGCCGACGAAAUCGGGAUCAAAGCGCAAAUUCAGUCCAGACGAGGACGGGUUUUUGUCGGAUCCGACACCAGAAGAUGACGAGUUCCAGUUUAGCCGCCCUGGUGGAAGCCCCCAGAAAAAGACGGAUCCGUUUGAUUUUAUGCGCCAGGACUUUUCACCCAGCAAAACCUCCGUGGGCAUGAAACGAUCUGCCCAAUCUGGACUUACCAAGCGCAAGGUCCUUGAGCCGAAGAGUUCAAACUCUAAUCUAGGCUCCCCCAAGAAGAUGCGGGCUUCUUUGAAUCCAGACAACAAAGUCCUUCCAAGACCCGGUGCAGAUGAAAACACACGCUCGCCCCAGAAAUCCAAGGCGAUCGAUAUUCAGAAUACGGCAAUCUUGAAUCAGAAACCCCGCGUUGCUCGGCUGGGUGGUGUCUCGCAGAAACCAAGGCGCGCUGGCCGGCCUAUUGAAACGGAUGACUCUCUCGAGGCCGAACCCAAGUCCACAUUACCAAAGGACUCACCAGUGGCAAAGGCAGGGGACCAAGCCUUUGGGAUGUCGGAUACGAACGCCGGCUCUCGCACUUCCCGGCGUCGUGGAGCUGUGGUCAGUUAUGCAGAGCCUAACUUGCGAGACAAGAUGCGUCGCCCGUCCAAGACCAUGAUUGAUGCCGUGGCUGGAGCUGGUCCUCGCCGGUCAUCGAGUUUCCAACUUGCCCGAGACAGCCUUGGCAACGAAUUAGACACUUCGCAAUCAGGCGCCAGCCCUCAUCCAUCCUUGAACGCGACUCGUUCUGCUGAUUCGGUACUUUCGAAUCACGCCGCCGACCCGUUCGCUCAGGAUGACGACUCGGACCACUUACUGACGAGGGUGUCUCGGCGGAGACGAAAGGUAUCGUCAUCAACUUCGGAUGCUUCAGACUUGGCCGAUCUAUCGGCGGCACUAAAGCAGAGGGUGUGCUCAAAGGGGCCAUCUCGACGGCAUUCUUCGAACCCCAAGAGCACCUCCCUCGACACGUUACGCCGUGAGGCAGAGGCGGCCAGCGAUAUAGACAGCAGCUUCGAAUCAGAUGAUAUGGCCUACCGGCGGGAGACUCGAGUUGCAGCGAGGAGAAAGAGUAUGAUGGUUUAA